UCUUCUAGAGACGGAAGUAACUCACAGACAUUACUUUUAGCUUGGCCGCGGAUUGUAUUUUCUUGUUUUUGACUUUUUUGCUGCUGCAUUUGAAACUUCUGAUUAACACUAUGAGGUUUAGAUUCUGUGGUGAUCUUGAUUGUCCAGAUUGGGUUUUGGCAGAAAUCAGUACCCUUGCUAAAAUUUCCUCUGUGAAGAUGAAGCUUUUGUGUGGCCAGGUUCUUAAAGACCUUUUAGGAGAAAGCAUUGAUUAUGAAAAGGUUACAAAGAUCACAUCUGAUGCCAAGUUUGAAAGUGGCGAUAUAAAAGCCAGCAUUGCAGUCCUGAGUUUUAUAUUUUCCAGUGCUGCCAAGCACAAUGUGGAUUCAGAAUCACUGGCCAGUGAACUACAACAGUUAGGACUUCCAAAAGAGCACACAACAGGCCUGUGCAAGUCAUAUGAAGACAAACAGAAUGUGCUGCAAGAAAAGCUGAGGGAGAGCAGCCUGCGCUUGAGCCGACUGGAGUCUGUGUCUUGGAGGGUUGAUUAUACUCUGAGCUCCAGUGAGUUACGGGAUGUGAAUGAGCCCACAGUGUUGCUGCGUUUCCAAGUGCAGGGACCAAACACGGGUUCAAAAGAGACUACUGUUGUUUCACUUACUGCUGAAAAGUUCCGGGUGUUGCUGGCAGAACUCAAACAAGCUCAAUCUUUGAUGAACGCCCUCAGCUAAACUUGUUUCCAAGUAAAUUGACUUUUAUCUCUGAAGGCUGAAACCACAAGGAGGAGAAACUUUUAAAGUAAGGAGUGGGGCUCUGAAAUGGACCUGAAUCAGCCCGUGGAAGUCUGCUGAUGAAACACACCAUGGUGUGCCCUGUGAUGUAAUGCGCCCUCAAAAAUACCAGGAUGUGCUAACAGAGGCCUAAUCAAGCAUACCAUAAAACAAGCUCUAUCAUGCAGUGCUGCGGUGGGAGUGACGUUGAUAUACCCUUGUGCAACCCAGCAUUUAUACAAAAAUGGAAAUGUUUUUUACCGGGAGGGAAAAAUAAAAAUAAUCCUUUUCCUGGGAAAUAAUGUCUUUUUAUGUAUCACAUGUUAUAAAGUCAUUCCAUAUCUUUA
Molecule: messenger RNA, 1096 nt
Organism: Polypterus senegalus (gray bichir)
Lineage: Eukaryota; Metazoa; Chordata; Cladistia; Polypteriformes; Polypteridae
Gene: commd4
Product: COMM domain containing 4
Exons: 8
Coding region: 111-710 (199 amino acids)
Source: RefSeq, a predicted model, not a curated record